Auanema sp. JU1783 is the source of this 2994-nucleotide messenger RNA. Lineage: Eukaryota; Metazoa; Nematoda; Chromadorea; Rhabditida; Rhabditidae. The record is from the annotation of a GenBank genome assembly.
AUGAGUGUAUCUGAGCCAAGUGAUGAAGCAGCAGGAGCUGCUCAUUUACAAACAAUAUUAAGUUUAAUACAAUCUCUAACUAAAGUUGAUGAAAGAAAAUUACAACAUGUCGAUAGGGACCCUUUGAUAGCGGGGUUAUUACAAUUUCGCGAGAUCAUGUUCGAUCAUGAAGAAGAAAUUAAAUAUUGGUUCGGCUCAACGUUACAUCUCGAUCUAGAAUUUGAUACAGCUACUCCUAAACAGGAUCCUCGAGCUCUUUUUGGACAAUGCUUGACUAUUCUUUACAACAGACUCUCCACUCAUUUGAGUUCUUUAAAAACUAAAGUUGCGGAUCAAUUUAUUAUAUUAUCAGUGCCUGAAAUUAAAAUGAUCUCCGGAUCGCUACAGUUCUAUAUUGUGUCUCAAUGUUUACCAUACUUAGAUGAAGGCGUCGGUAUUGAUAUUAGAAAGAGAUCGAAGUUUAUAAAGAUGUGGACAAGAAAAGUAAAAAGUUCUUCUGUUCAAUGCGAGCAACUCAUUGUUGCCUUUAAAACAUUGCGAUCUCUGAUGGAAUGCAAUGAAGCUAUCGAAGCUCAUAUUUUGAAAUAUCAUGUUCAGGAUGUUCUCGCGAUUUAUGAGCAGGUUCGUCAUAUCAGCAACUCGAAUGGAGUCGAAUUACAUGUUCAAGAGGAUGUGUUUCACACUGUUCCUAAACCAAUUUUAAUUCCAACUAUAAUUGGUAUGCUGAAAGCAGCACCACCUUCUUGGCUCGCGACUGCUUUGGGUAAACGUUUGAGCGAUGAAUUGAUGGCAGAAGGUGGCCUUCGCAAUAUUAUUGACGCUUACGCUGAAUUAUGCGACGAUAUGUGGGGUCGAGCUCCUCUGUUGGGACUGAUUGCAAGGCAAAUCGCAACUCCUCCAUCUUGUCAACCAAUCGGUAUUUAUUACGAGAACAUCAUCGAGCAAUUUAUCAUAUUGACUACGGUUCGCGUUUACCCUAAACCCGGAUUAGCAUGUUUGUUAUCGUCUUUUGUUCAAGAAGUAUAUAUCAGAUCUCCUCCAUUAUGUAACUCCCUCAUAGUCGACAGGUUAUUCUUACCUUGGGAGACUAUAUACAAUGAGAAGAAGGAGUCUUGUGAACUGGAAAAGAAGCAUCUCUCAGCUAUUACUGCUCUUUCUUUACUUCUGGACGACAAGCUUAUGCCUCGAGUUUUGAUGGAGUGCAAAAGAUUACCUCCAUUGGUUCCUUUAUUACUUGACAUAGUCAGCAGUAAGAUAGAUAAUCCUGUUAGAGCCAUUUUAACUUUACGCGAGAACGCUGUGAAAAUUCUUAUCGGAACCAUUGAUCGUAUUGUCAACAAGGGUGAAUUUGUGAUGUGUUUGUUACGUAUCAAUAGUGGUAGUCGAUUUAAAGUGACUAGUAAAUCUCAAAAGAAAUGGGUUGAAGUGAUAGAUCCCAAGAAGGUGACCAUGUCCUUGGAUGAAGAUUGUCCCGUUAUGAUGGAGCAUGAGUAUACUUAUGAGAUGGAAAAGUUGUUGAUCAGUCGACUUGAAGCCUUAUUCACGCUACCUGAUGUCAAUAGAAUGGCUCAUAUGAAUAUUGAAAUUCUAUGCGAGUUCAUGGAAAUGUGGAUGAAAUCAGACGACCUCGAUGCAGAAAAAGCUGAAGAUGGUGACGGGACUCCAAAAAUCAAUUUCGAUUGUUUAGCAUCUCAUGUAUUUGGUACAAUCUUCUUUGAUAGAUUGAUCACUGAUAUGGACACGUCCAAUCCUCAUGUUAUCAAAUCAGUAACCAAAUUUGUGACGAUAACGUUCAAAUGUUGUGUCAAGACGAUUCGUCAACUGGAAGAACACCAGAAGAAGUUCGAUAUCGUUCGCAGGGAUCAUCUGGACGAAGUUACAGAUCGAGCUACUCUGUACCAAAUAAGAAUAGACUCCCUGAAAGUAGCCUUGAAUCUUUCAUCAGCUAUCAUAACCACCGAGGCAUUGAAUGAUACAUUCUCCGAUGAUGUGCUCGGAUUAGCCCAACAACUGAUUGAAGUUAAAAACUUAGAAACAAAGAGUGAAGAUCUCAAGAAAAUUAUUCGUCACGCUGCUGAGCUUCUUGAUAUUAUGGAAGUCGUACGUGGAGGCAAACCUCUAACUGAGGCAGAACCAAAGAAGGUGAAAUUCCCUGCAAAGCCUGAACGAUCCGGAGAUCUGCAAGAUCUACUUAACGUUUUGAGUAAAGUCGAACUUACGUGCCCAGAUGCUUUAGCCAUAGCAGGACAUUCACUUCUAUGCUUAACUCAAGGAGUUAGAAAUAGGGAAGAGAAGUAUCUUGAGGUUAUCGACAGGUGGAUUUUGAAUAUCGCAAAAAAUUUCAUCACUCAUGAGGAUACUUAUGUUUCUUUAAACGCUGUCAAUCUUCUCACUGAAAUAGUGAAUUACGCUCCAAAAUAUUUAACGCACAUGCUUGAACUAAUAAAGACAGGAGAAAAAGAGAAAGAACUGGAAGCAGAGAUUGUUGAGAAGAACAUUAUUUUGAAGAUCAAUGUUGGAGAAGCUGUAAGCAAAGUUUUCAAAGUCAUGGGUUCUGCUGCGACUAUGUAUAUCGAUGAAGCAGCUUCUGUUUUGAUCGAUGAAAUGCAGAAAGGUCCGGAUCUCACACGUGCGAGUGCAUUCACAUGCUUUUCUGAAAUAGUUCUCGCGUGCAGAGGACGUAAUAUAGCUAAACAUUUUGCCUUUCUAAACGCGGCGAUUAUGCAGGGAAUGAGUCCAAGUGAACCAAUUCUUAUUCGUAGGGCAGCCAUAUUCUUAUGCCGUCAAUACCUUAAAUCUUGUGGGUCGGAUCUAGUUGAAAUUUGUGGGCCAUAUCUGAGGGAUUUGAGAAGGACUCUAGUCAGAAUCUGGGAAGUCGAUCAGGAUAAUGUGAUGCGUGUUCACGCUCAAAUUUGUAUCGAAGAAAUUCAAAACUGUCUCAAAUCCAACAUUGAACAAACACUAAGUUAUCAAUUCAAGAAAGUUAACAUGUAG